AACACCCUUCAUCACCAGCCCAAACGGCCGACGGGCACAGGCUUACCUUGGGGAUGCUAUCAUUGACAAAUAAAUAAAACAGAGUUGUUAUCUUUAAUCGCUGUUUAAAAUAUAUCCAUCUCUUAAAUACACAGGAACAAGGUAUACACAACACCUCAAAAGAAAUGUAAAAUCAGAAAAACUAUGAACAAUCUGAGAAACUUUGUGAAGUAUUGAGUCCUAGUCCUAUUUAGGCAUUCGACUUACUAUAAAUAAUCAACUAAUUCUCAUUACUUUGCAACUACAUGUCUACUAACUCUCAAAGUAGACUGUUAGAGGUAGGUUUGAGGUUAGUAGAAUAAGCUCAAAGUAAAGUGUUAGAAUUAAAUAGCAGACAGUCUACUAAUACACUAUAUUAAUGCUGCUUGACAUGUAGUUUCAAACUUACUUAGUGUUAGUAGAAUGUCUAAAGCAUGGACCCAUUAGGUGCAGUGGUUUGAGAAUUUGAGCACCUUUUUUGUUUGAGAAUUUGUAUUGCUAAAAUACAUACACAUAUAUAUAUGGAGGGAAUGUAAAAUAUGUGGAAUGUUUAUGUAAUGUUCGCUCCCUGUCAGGCUCCUGGUACAGGGAACACCCAGCGACCCUUCAACAUGAAUCAUUACGCUACUAAGAAGAGUGCGGCGCAGAGCAUGCUGGAUGUGGCUCUUCUGAUGGCGAACUCCUCUCAGCUGAAGUCCGUGCUUCAUUCAGGAGCGCAGCACCGCUUCUACGUUCCUCUCCUCGCUCUGAUCUCACUCUCCAUCUCACUGCAGGUCAUCGUAGGCCUCCUGCUCAUCUUCAUCGUGAAGUAUGACCUGAAUGAUGUGAAGAAACAGCCGAGACUUAACACAAUGAAUGACGCAGCAACCGUUUUUGUGUUCUUCACUGUUCUUAUCAACAUCUUCAUCACAGCCUUGGGAUUUGAGUCUGCAGGGUGA
Puntigrus tetrazona (Sumatra barb) is the source of this 956-nucleotide messenger RNA. RefSeq names its product ninjurin-1-like. Bases 558 to 956 code for a protein of 132 amino acids. Gene Ontology annotation, biological process: tissue regeneration; cell adhesion. Gene Ontology annotation, cellular component: membrane. NCBI's taxonomy places the organism in Eukaryota, Metazoa, Chordata, Actinopteri, Cypriniformes, Cyprinidae. The record is from RefSeq and is a predicted model, not a curated record. The transcript has 2 exons.